Molecule: messenger RNA, 7581 nt
Organism: Coregonus sp. 'balchen'
Lineage: Eukaryota; Metazoa; Chordata; Actinopteri; Salmoniformes; Salmonidae
Source: the annotation of a GenBank genome assembly
AUGUUUGCCUUCAAAGGGAAGAAACAAGUGCUGACCACCUACAACGGACCCGAGGGAACCCUUAAGCCCAAACAAUUCGAAAAGGAGACAAAGGAAAAUAAACCAGAAAUGAAUGGGGUAACUUAUUAUUUUGUUUUCGAAAUAUAGCACUAAUACAGGCUAGUAUUGGUCAUCAAUACUUCUCAGGUGUUAACUAGCUAAAUUACACCAGUGCAUGUUGCAUCCAUUCACCAUUAUCAAAACAUUCAUGUGUUGCAGGAUGCAGGUAAUGGUCAGGCCACUUUACAACGUUUUUGGAAUCCCAGCAAACCCAGAUCUCCUCUGUGCAACAACUCAAGUUCUCUCAGCCAGGAGGAAAAUGUGCCUGAGAAAUUGACUCAACAAACAGAGAAAUCAAAGCAAGGGAAAGGUAACCCACCAUUUAUUUUCCCCAACCACCACCAAUAAUGACAAUGUUAAAUGAACUGCUCAAAUCUAUUACUUGGACUUCUCUACCUUCUCAUUUUCGAAACCAUAUAAUAUUGGUUGUCGUCUGAGUAAGACCUUAAAAACCCACCAGAUGUCAAAUAAAAUUGUAUUGGUCGCAUACACAUAUUUAGCAGAUGUUAUUGCGGGUGUAGCGAAAUGCUUGUUUUGUGUUCCUAGCUCCAACAGUGCAGUAAUAUCUAACAAAACACACAUCUAAAAAGUAAAAGCAUGAAAUGAAAAUACAGAAAUAUUAGAAAGAGCAAUGUCGGAGUCCGGAGUAUAAAUGUAUACAGUGAGGGGGAAAAAGGUAUUUGAUCCCCUGUUGAUUUUGUACGUUUGCCCACUGACAAAGAAAUGAUCAGUCUAUAAUUUUAAUGGUAGGUUUAUUUGAACAGUGACAGACAGAAUUACAACAAAAAAAUCCAGAAAAAUGCAUGUCAAAUAUGUUAUAAAUUGAUUUGCAUUUUAAUGAGGGAAAUAAGUAUUUGACCCCCUCUCAAUCAGAAAGAUUUCUGGCUCCCAGGUGUCUUUUAUACAGGUAACGAGCUGAGAUUAGGAGCACACUCUUAAAGGGAGUACUCCUAAUCUCAGCUUGUUACCUGUAUAAAAGGCACCUGUCCACAGAAGCAAUCAAUCAAUCAGAUUCCAAACUCUCCACCAUGGCCAAGACCAAAGAGCUCUCCAUGGAUGUCAGGGACAAGAUUGUAGACCUACACAAGGUUGGAAUGGGCUACAAGACCAUCGCCAAGCAGCUUGGUGAGAAGGUGACAACAGUUGGUACCUCGGCCUGGGGCUCCAUGUAAGAUCUCACCUCGUGGAGUUGCAAUGAUCAUGAGAACGGUGAGGAAUCAGCCCAGAACUACACGGGAAGAUCUUGUCAAUGAUUUCAAGGCAGCUGGGACCAUAGUCACCAAGAAAACAAUUGGUAACACACUACGCCGUGAAGGACUGAAAUCCUGCAGCGCCCGCAAGGUCCCCCUGCUCAAGAAAGCACAUAUACAGGCCCGUCUGAAGUUUGCCAAUGAACAUCUGAAUGAUUCAGAGGAGAACUGGGUGAAAGUGUUGUGGUCAGAUGAGACCAAAAUUGAGCUCUUUGGCAUCAACUCAACUUGCCGUGUUUGGAGGAGGAGGAAUGCUGCCUAUGACCCCAAGAACACCAUCCCCACCGUCAAACAUGGAGGUGGAAACAUUAUGCUUUGGGGGUGUUUUUCUGCUAAGGGGACAGGACAACUUCACCGCAUCAAAGGGACGAUGGACGAGGGCCAUGUACCGUCAAAUCUUGGGUGAGAACCUCCUUCCCUAAGCCAGGACAUUGAAAAUGGGUCGUAGAUGGGUAUUCCAGCAUGACAAUGACCCAAAACACACGGCCAAGGCAACAAAGGAGUGGCUCAAGAAAAAUCACAUUAAGGUCCUGGAGUGGCCUAGCCAGUCUCCAGACCUUAAUCCCAUAGGAAAUCUGUGGAGGGAGCUGAAGGUUCGAGUUGCCAAACGUCAGCCUCGAAACCUUAAUGACUUGGAGAAGAUCUGAAAAGAGUGGAACAAAAUCCCUCCUGAGAUGUGUGCAAACCUGGUGGCCAACUACAAUAAACGUCUGACCUCUGUAAUUGCCAACAAGGGUUUUGCCACCAAGUACUAAGUCAUGUUUUGCAGAGGGGUCAAAUACUUAUUUCCCUCAUUUAAAUUUAAAUCAAUUUAUAACAUUUUUGACAUGCGUUUUUCUGGAUUUUGUUGUUAUUCUGUCUCUCACUGUUCAAAUAAACCUACCAUUAAAAUUAUAGACUGAUCAUGUCUUUGUCAGUGGGCAAACGUACAAAAUCAGCAGGGGAUCAAAUACUUUUUCCCCUCACUGUAUGUAUGUAUAUACAUUACAUGACCAAAAGUAUGUGGACACCUGCUCAUCGAAUCUCAUUCCAAAAUUAUGGGCAUUAAAUAUGGAAUUUCGAAAAUGAUGAUCCUGGCGCCGACGAAGAUCGCGGCCUCGCGACUAGCUCUUAGGAAACGGUAUUUUUGUUUUUUAAUGUUAUUUUUUACAUUAUCACAAGCAUUUCGCUACACCCGCAAUAACAUCUGCUAAACACGUGUAUGUGACAAAUACUAUUUGAUUUGAUUUGAAUUGGUCCCCCCCUUUGAUGCUACACUAUAUACAAAAGUAUGUGGACACCCCUUCAAAUUAGUGGAUUUGGCUAUUUCAGCCACACCCUUUGCUGACAGGUGUAUAAAAUUGAGCCAUGCAAUCUCCAUAGACAAACAUUGGCAGUAGAAUGUCCUUACUGAAGAGCUCAGUGACUUUCAACGUGGCACCGUCAUAGGAUGCCGCCUUUCCAACAAGUCAGUUCGUCAAAUUUCUGCCCUGCUAGUGCUGCCCCGGUCAAUUGUAAGUGCUGUUAUUGUGAAGUGGAAACGUCUAGGAGCAACAACGGCUCAGCCGCAUAGUGAUAGGCCACACAAGCUCACAGAGCAGGACCGCCGAGUGCUGAAGCGCGUAAAAAUCGUCUGUCCUCGGUUGCAGCACUCACUACUGGUUUCCAAACUGCCUCUGGAAGCAACAUCCGCACAAGAACUGCUCGUCUGGAGCUUCAUGAAGUGGGUUUCCAUGGCCGAGCAACCACACACAACCCUAAGAUCACCAUGCGCAAUGUUAAGUGUCGGCUGGAGUGGUGUAAAGCUCGCCGCCAUUGAACUCUGGAGCAGUGGAAACACAUUCUCUGGAGUGAUGAAUCGCGCUUCACCAUCUGGCAGUCCAACGGACAAAUCUGGGUUUGGCGGAUGCCAGGAGAACGCUACCUGCCCCAAUGCAUAGUGCCAGCUGUAAAGUUUGGUGGAGGAGGAAUAAUGGUCUGGGGCUGUUUUUCAUGGUUUGGGCUAGGCCCCUUAGUUGCAGUGAAGGGGAAAUCUUAACGCUACAGCAUACAAUGACAUUCUAGAAGAUUCUGUGCUUCCAACUUUGUGGCAACAGUUUGGGGAAGGCCCUUUCCUAUUUCAGCAUGACAAUGCCCCCGUGCACAAAGCGAGGUCCAUACAGAAAUGUUUUGUCGAUCUGUGUGGAAGAACUUGACUGGCGUGCACAGAGCCCUGACCUCAACCCCAUCGAACACCUUUGGGAUGAAUUGGAACGCCGACUGCGAGCCAGGCCUAAUCGCCCAACAUCAGUGCCCGACCUUACUAAUGCUCGUGGCUGAAUGGAAUCAAGUCCCCGCAGUAAUGUUCCAACAUCUAGUUGAAACCUUCCCAGAAGAGUGGAGGCUGUUAUAGCAGCGAAGGGGGGAUUAACUCCAUAUUAAUGCCCAUGAUUUUGGAAUGAGAUGUUCGACGAGCAGGUGUCCACACACUUUUGGUCGUGUGUGUGAUGGCAAUGAAUAGACAAUAUAUGGAUAGAAUAUGUAGUAUAUCUGAAGAAUAGUAUAUGUACAGCAAUAGUUAUAGGAUAGGCCUUGACUAGAAUACAGUAUAUACAGUUGAAGUUGGAAGUUUACAUACACCUUGGCCAAAUACAUUUAAACUCAGUUUCACAAUUCCUGACAUUUAAUCCUAGUAAAAAUUCCCUGUCUUAGGUCAGUUAGGAUCACCACUUUAUUUUAAGAAUGUGAAAUGUCAGAAUAAUAGUAGGGUGAUUUAUUUAAGCUUUUAUUUAUUUCAUCACAUUCCCAGUGGGUCAGAAGUUUACAUACACUCAAUUAGUAUUUGGUAGCAUUGCCUUUAAAUUGUUUAAAUUUGGGUCAAACGUUUCGGGUAGCCUUCCACAAGCUUCCCACAAUAAGUUGGGUGAAUUUUGGCCCAUUCCUCCUGACAGAGCUGGUGUAACUGAGUCAGGUUUGUAGGCCUCCUUGCUCGCACACGCUUUUUCAGUUCUGCCCACGAAUGUUCUAUAGGAUUGAGGUCAGGGCUUUGUGAUGGCCACUCCAAUACCUUGACUUAGUUGUCCUUAAGCCAUUUUGCCACAAUUUUGGAAGUAUGCUUGGGGUCAUUGUCCAUUUGGAAGACCCAUUUGCAACCAAGCUUGAACUUCCUGACUGAUGUCUUGAGAUGUUGCUUCAAUAUAUCCACAUAAUUUUCCUUCCUCAUGAUGCCAUCUAUUUUGUGAAGUGCACCAGUCCCUCCUGCAGCAAUGCACCCCCACAGCAUGAUGCUGCCACACCCGUGCUUCACGGUUGGGAUGGUGUUCUUCAGCUUGCAAGCGACCCCCUUUUUCCUCCAAACAUAACGAUGGUCAUUAUGGCCAAACAGUUCUAUUUUUGUUUCAUCCGACCAGAGGACAUUUCUCCAAAAAGUACGAUCUUUGUCCCCAUGUGCAGUUGCAAACCGUAGUCUGGCUUUUUUAUGGCGGUUUUGGAGCAGUGGCUUCUUCCUUGCUGAGCGGCCUUUCAGGUUAUGUCGAUAUAGGACUCGUUUUACUGUGGAUAUAAAUACUUUUGUACCUGUUUCCUCCAGCAUCUUUACAAGGUCCUUUGCUGUUGUUCUGGGAUUGAUUUGCACUUUUCGCACCAAAGUACAUUCAUCUCUAGGAUACAGAACGCGUCUCCUUCCUGAGCGGUAUGACGGCUGCGUGGUCCCAUGGUGUUUGUACAGAUGAACGUGGUACCUUCAGGCGUUUGGAAAUUGCUCCCAAGGAUGAACCAGACUUGUGGAGGUCUACAAUUUAUUUUCUGAGGUCUUGGCUGAUUUCUUUUGAUUUUCCCAUGAUGUCAAGCAAAGAGGCACUGAGUUUGAAGGUAGGCCUUGAAAUACAUCCACAGGUACACCUCCAAUUGACUCAAAUGAUGUCAAUUAGCCUAUCAGAUGCUUCUAAAUCCAUGACAUCAUUUUCUGGCAUUUUCCAAGCUGUUUGAAGUCACAGUCAACUUAGUGUAUGUAAACUUCUGACCCACUGGAAUGUGAUACAGUGAAUUAUAAGUGAAAUAAUCUGUCUGUAAACAAUUGUUGGAAAAAUUACUUGUGUCAUGCACAAAGUAAAUGUCGCCAAAACUAUAGUUUAACAAGAAAUUGGUGGAGUGGUUGAAAAACAAGUUUUAAAUGACUCCAACCUAAGUGUAUGUAAACAUCCGACUUCAACUCUACAUAUGAAGUGGGUUAAACAAUAUGUAAACAUUAUUUAACGUGACCAGUGUUCCAUGACUAUGUACAUAGGGCAGCAGCCUCUACGGUGCAUGGUAGAGUAACCGGGUGGUAGCCGUCUAGUGACCAGUUCAGGGCGGGGGCCGGCUAGUGGUGAUUAUUUGAGUCUGAUGGCCUUGAGAUAGAAGCUGUUUUUCAGUCUCCCGGUCCCAGGUUUGAUGCACGUGUACGGACCUCGCCUUCUGGAUGGUAGCGUGGUGAACAGGCUGUGGCUCGAGUGGCUGAGGUCCUUGAUCUUCUUGGCCUUCCUGUGACACCGGGUGCUGUAGGUGAUCUGGAGGGCAGGCAGUGUGCCCCUGGUGAUGCGUUGGGCAGACCGCACCACCCUGCGGUUGCAGACGGUGUAGCUGCCGUACCAGGCGGUGAUACAGCCCGACAGGAUGCUCUCAAUUAUGCAUCUGUAAAAGUUUGUGGGUCUUAUGGGCCAAGCUGAAUUUCUUCAGCCUCCUGAGGUUGAAGAGGCACUGUUGCACCUUCUUCACCACCCUGUCUGUGUGGGUGGACCAUUUCAGAUUGUCAGUGAUGUUUGCAGAGGAACUUGAAGCUUUUUACAAUUCUAGAAGUAGCAGCUUGUGAUUAGUUCAUGUUGAAAAACAUGGUCAUGAAUAAGUAGGCUACAUCUAAUAGCUGUAUUACAUAAACUCAGACCUGCCUGAUCAGUUAUUGUCUUCUGUGGAAUUCAUAAUUGUUGGACAGGUUUAAAGGUUAUUUUUUCCUAUAGUAAACCCUCCGAAAUUGGGAGAACAUCAUUUAGAAUGCCUGAAGCUUGGAGUACUUGUGUGUUUGCUUGCACGCAAAUGUUAAACUUCAAGAACAUUGAUCCUUCCCUUACAAUCAAAGCAUAGUAUGCCUGCAACAAUGCACUGCUUUUUAAAUGGACAAAACUUUUAGGGUCUAAUUUGAGAAAAUUCAAAAAUGGCCUUUUAACUACAGAAUCAUGUAUUUAAUUAUCUGAAUUGUUUGACAGCCUUAAUAUUUACUUGAGUCACUAUAUUUACUCAUUAAACACAACACUCUGCCAACAGAACGAAUAACACAGACACCUUGAUGACCUGAUAAAACAUGGAGUUGAAGAAGGACUGCAGGUUAGUUUUGAAACUAAAUAAAGUCACAUUUUACUGACCCUGAUCAUCUGAACCUGGAAUUUGAUUUUACCUACUUAAACCCCAAUAGGUAAAAAAUAUAGAGGGGAAGGGAAGAGGAGUGUUUGCCGUCAGAUGUUUCAAGAAGGGUCCGUUUGUAAUUGAGUAUCAUGGAGACUUGUUGCAUCUGGCUGAUGCCAAGAAGAGAGAGGCUCUGUAUGCCCAAGACCCCGGGACCGGCUGCUACAUGUACUAUUUUCACUAUCUCAGCAAAACCUACUGGUAAGUCAUCUACACAAACUUUAAUUUUCAGUUGUAUUAAGUAACCCAGACAUACACGGAGUAUACCAAACAUUAGAAACACCUUCCUAAUAUUGAGUUGCACUCCCACACACACAAAACCGGUGUGCCUACCAUACCCCGUUCAAAGGUACUUACAUCUUUGGUCUUGCCCAUUCACCCUCCGAAUGGCACUCGUACACAAUCCAUGUCUCAAGGCUUAAAAAUCCUUCUUCAACCUGUCUCCUCCCCUUCAUCUACACUGAUUUGAAGUGGAUUUAACAAGUGACAUCAAGGGGUCAUGGCUUUCACCUGGUCUUUUUGUCAUGGAAAGAACAGGUGUUCAUGUUUUGUAUACUCAGUGUAUGUAUUGCCACAAUGUUGUCAGCUAGCUCAUGGACGUUUUCAAAUCUUUCAUGUCCUCUACAGUGUGGAUGCUACAAAAUAAUCAACUCACCUGGGAAGGCUGAUAAACCACAGUAAAAACGGCAACUGCCAGACCAAGCUCCAUGACAUGGAUGGAAUACCUCAUCUCAUACUGGUGGCUUCCAGGGACAUUGAGGCAGAGGAAGAGCUGCUUUAUGACUAUGGUGACCGCAGCAAGGAAUCAAUCUCUGCUCACCCUUGGCUCAAAUACUGA